This is a messenger RNA of Eleginops maclovinus (Patagonian blennie), 3323 nucleotides long. It is a transcript of the gene tlr21, whose product is annotated as toll-like receptor 21. Gene Ontology annotation, biological process: inflammatory response; toll-like receptor signaling pathway; immune response. Lineage: Eukaryota; Metazoa; Chordata; Actinopteri; Perciformes; Eleginopidae. The record is from RefSeq and is a predicted model, not a curated record. Gene Ontology annotation, molecular function: transmembrane signaling receptor activity; protein binding. Gene Ontology annotation, cellular component: plasma membrane.
AAGAAAGCUGGGGCACUUUUAAACCAUCUACUCAAUAAACUUGGUUAUCCAAGGCAUAAAUGGGAUGCUACCGGCUCUCUGUUAACACUUUUAGUCUACAUCUCAGCACUGUGAGAUUCCCAUACCACCUUCAGUUGAUGAACACGAGGCCCUCUUCAAACAUUUGCAACAUAUAAGAGCAAACCAAACCACCAAAGAAACUGACACAAACGAUUUAAAAGGACAACGUUUCAAGACAAAAUGCAGAGUCUCAUUUAUAGGCUGCUGUCAGCUGCAGUUGUUCUUGGUGCAGUUCAACUCACCAGUGGUUACAGCUACAAAAACUGCAUUGAAGAACAUUACUCGUAUGGAAAAGAUUUUAAAUGUAUCAAUCGGAAACACACGAAGAUGAACAAUAUUACAGAAGACCUGCCGGAAUCUGCCAUCAAUCUCACCAUCUCAAACAAUUAUCUGGGGGUCAUUCCCGACAACAGCUUUGAUAAUCUCCCAAACCUUCGGCAACUCCGACUAGAAAAUAAUCAAUUAAAGACCAUCAAUCAAUUUGCUUUCAACAAAUUGCACAAUCUCCAAUCUCUAAACUUGUCCCUUAACCUCAUAUCAGAGCUUAACCCUUCUGUGUUUAAGGACCUGCACAACCUCACCUUUCUCUCGCUGGCAAACAAUAAACUAAAGCAGCUCCCCGAAGGAAUUUUCUCCACUCUUCACAAUCUGAACACUUUAAUCCUGAGCCGAAACCUUCUGACAAACUUUUCAGAGAUUGCUGAGUCUGUGUCACAUUUAGGAAAGCUGACAAAAAUAGAUCUUUGUUUCAACAGUUUGACCUCUCUCAGCCACUCAAAUGUGUCACUACCGAAAUCCCUCACUACAUUAUAUUUAUAUAGAAAUAAUCUGUCUACAUUAGGAUGUAAUCAAUCGUUUCUCAAGUACAUCAAUGUGCUGGAUCUGUCUUACAAUCAGAGGCUCCCUACGAUAGCUUUCGAAGGAGUGGAUUUAAGUAGUGUAAACUAUCUGCGUUUGCGUUCAACAAGUGUCAAGGUCAUGGAGUUUUUAAACAUCAGCAAUAUCAAUGCAUGUCACGUUGAUUUCUCUGACACGGGCCUUGAAAACGACAAACAGGUCAGGGAGUUAUGCAUAUUGUUAAAGAAAAAAGUGAAACGGAUUAAAAAUGUAGGCCUGGGUAGUAACGAGAUUGUAUCUCUACUAUACGACACACUUAACCAGUGUCACGUCACACAGGCUUUGGAUCUAUCCCACAAUAACCUGAAAAACAUAAGUUGUCUUAACUUUCUCGAUAGACAGACAAGUCUUAAAAGCGUCAAUUUAGAACACAACCAUCUCACCCUCCUGAAAUCCUGUAAACCACAGCGGAUGGGUAAUUUAACAAAUCUUGAAGAUCUGAGCUAUCGUUACAACCGCAUCCUAUCGGUCGGCUCUCAUGCUUUCUAUCGAACACCAAAUAUCAAGACACUAAAGCUCAACAUAAACACAAUAGCUUUUCUCGAUCGUAAAGCUCUCAAAGGGUUAAAAAAGCUGGAGACACUCCGUUUGGAUAAUAAUCUCUUAACUGAUUUGUUCAACGACAGCUUUGAAGAUAUUUCCAACCUGCAAAUCCUUAACCUACGCAACAAUCAUAUCUCUGUCAUUUUUAAUGGGACCUUCCACAGUCUAAAGCAUCUGACCACACUGGACCUGGGAGGAAAUAAGAUCGCUCAUAUCGAGCCAUCUGGCCUUGAUGGACUAAAAAGUCUCUCCAAAUUCUAUCUCGAUGGAAACUACCUCAAAACGAUUGAAACUUCCCUAUAUCAUGUAUUUCAAGACACACUAACUGUGCUGGAUUUAAAAAAUAAUCAGAUUCACUUCCCCUUUGAAAUGACCAGUUCACCAUUUAUGAACCUCAGCAAACUGAACGAUCUGAAAUUGGACGGGCAGCGGCCGCAUGGCCUCACAGUUUUACCCGACCAUUUUUUCCGUGGGCUCCACUCACUGCAAUCUCUGUAUCUAACCAACAACAACAUCUACCGUCUUCCUCCUGAUGCCUUUGAUGAACUGACAAGCUUAAGUUUCCUCACAUUAGAUAACUGCUGUGUAGGGGUGGCACAACUACAGCCAGGAGUCUUUAAAAACCUGAGAAAUUUGACCAGAUUGAUUGUGGAAAAUAUGGGUAUUCAGAACUUCACAAAAGAGGUUUUUGGGAACCUGACACAGUUAAAAACACUGCAGCUCAACCGCAAUGUAAUGCAGAGUAUUCGUGUCGACGCACUAGAAAGUUUACCUCAACUUCACUACCUUGACCUACGGAGUGUUCCUCUAAGCUGCACCUGUGAAAACAGCUUGCUGCAAAACUGGACAGUAAACAACGUAAAUGCCCAGGUGGUCUAUCUCUUCGAUUUUAUGUGCCCAAACCAAGCAAAAAUCAGAUUCCACAACUUUGACACCAACGUUUGUUACAUAGAUUUGGGGGAGUACUUGUUCCUCAGCACAGCAGUUGUGAUCUUUCUGUUCACAGUAACUCCUUUACUUUAUGUCAAACUUUACUGGAAAAUGAAGUAUGGCUACUUUGUGUUCAUUUCUUGGUUUGGUGAGCAGUGGUGCAGACUCAGAGAUAAUGAGGAAAACUGCAAAUAUGAUGCAUUUAUUUCCUAUAACUCCUCUGAUGAACAAUGGGUCAUGGACCAAUUAAUCCCAAACCUGGAGGGAAAUAAAUCGUCUUUUAAACUUUGCCUACAUCACAGGGACUUUGAGCUGGGCCGCAAUAUUGUGGACAACAUAGUCUCUGCUGUAUAUAACAGCCGUAAAACUAUUUGUGUAGUGAGCAGGAAAUUCCUAACAAGUGAGUGGUGUUCUCUGGAAAUCCAACUAGCCAGCUACCGGCUCUUCGCUGAGCACCGGGACGUCCUCCUGCUUGUGUUUCUGGAGCAAAUCUCUGAGAAGCAGGUGUCGUCCUAUCACCGCAUGAGGAAAGUCAUGCUGAAAAAGACUUAUCUGCAGUGGCCUAGCUCGGACUGCCCGGACCAGAUGCAUGUCCAAGAGCUGUUCUGGAAUCAGCUACGAAGGGCAAUAAGAUCCGGGAGCAGACAAGAAGCAGAGGAAGUUAACACUGAUGAUCGUGAAGAACAGGAACCUGGAAAUACUGUGACUCACAUCAGAUGAAAAUAUUACCUCCUACCUUGAAAAGACUUGACGAUUUCAUUUGUGAUUGUUGAUACAGACCUUUCAGCAUGGUCAACUAUUAUCAAAUGUUCUGCUGUUUGAAGAGGGCCAUCAUGAUGAUACAUUGUACUGUAAGACUACAAACUUUUAAUCCAUAAAAUCAUGAAUCAGAA